GUUCUACCAUACUACUAAUAAAUAAAUAAAUUGAACUAUUUCUGAACGUUGGACGCCAUGUCAGUGUCACUGUCUCUUUGACAACUAACGAAUCGAUCGGUGUUUACUUUUUAAAUCGUGUUUAUGUUGUGUUUUGAUGCUUAUUAAAGUAUACCGAUAAAUAAAUAGUAGUCUCAGUAUUGUAUUGAUAUUAUUGGGUGGUAACCGAAACUGAAUUAUAUACCGAAAUUUGUACAAAAUGACUGAUUUAGUUGUAAAUAUUAGCUCAGACGAGAGCGAAGAGGAAGCCGGCAUUAUUUUGAAUGUGCGGAAAGUUCCUACAAACCCAGAGCUCCCAACACAACAAGUCCACUCAUUGUCUGAUGAAGGAGGCUGUACACAAAUCUAUAGUAGCAAUGCAGAUGACUUAUAUGAUGAUAUUGCUCCUGCUCCUUCUAACAGUAAAGGAACAAAGGGAAAAGGAUUAAAACGAAAAAGUGAAGGUAAUUCUCCUGAGAAUGGCAAGAGCAUAGCUAGUGUAGCAGCAGAGAAGAAGACUAAGAAACAGAAGUUCCUAGAGGAAAAAGCGGCAAAGAAAGCCGCCGACGAAAAAAACAAAAUGUACAAACCCGGGGAAUGUAUGAAGCACAUGCGUGCAGAAGGCCACCCGAGCCUGUGGUCCCGCUGGUACAUGUCGGACGUGUCCCGUGAGCUGGCGGCGGCGGGGGCGCGCGCGCGACACGACCCCGACGUGUGCGACCCCGCGCUGCUCGUGUGGUCCAGGACCAAGCCCAGGACUCUACAGCCUACGCAGGGAGAGGUCCGCCUUAGCCCCGCAGACGAGCGUUGUGACCGAGCCCUGUACAUCACGAGCGCGGAGGAGAUCAGCGAGCUGGUGAGCAACCACGGCCUAACGCCGCAGCUGGCGCAGGCGCAGCAGCUGGCCGACUGCAGGCUCACGCUCUUGCUGUACCGACCACACGACUUCUUCAAAUCAAAUCAGCGCAAAACAUCGAACAGCAAUCGUAUGCGAGUGACAGAAAUUGAACUGGAAUUAGCCUUAACAGAUUUGCUGGUGUCUGCCAACUGUGACACAGUCGUUGUGAACACUCCGAAUGAGCUUGCAUUAGCCAUCGUGCAGUUUACUAAGGCCAUCGCGGAAGCUCCCUUCAAGAAAGCAAGACGCGAGUGCGACGAGCAAGCACAGUUUUACAUGCGAGGAGACAACAAAAAAUGUGUCGCUUUGGAUAAAGAUGGUGUGACAGGCAUAGGCAGGUUGUGGCAGCAGAUGAUCGCGGUCCUGCCGCAGUCCAGCCUCGAGACCUCGCGCGCUCUCUGCGCCAAGUACCCCACACCACUGGCGCUGUAUCAAGCCCUGCAGUCCAGCGCAGUAUCGGAGAUAGCUGCAACAGGCGUGUCCCGCGCGGCGGCGCCGGGCUCCCGCGCCCGACGCGUCGGCCCCGAGUUCGCGCGCAAGCUGCACACACUGUUCACCGCGCAGUCGGGAGAUACACUCAUAGAAUAACUUACUAAACAACAGAUUUCCGAUUUUAUGUCUAUAUUGUGAAAAAGAUAACAAUGUUAGGCCUAAGUUAGGCUAUCACGCUAAAAUGAACGUAAACGGAGGUGAUAUAAGAUGAAAAAUCAUAAAUACUUUAAAUAUUUUUAUUUGGCUGUAAGUCAACUGAAGAUAUUGGGAUAGUGCCAAAUAAAAGAGAUGAUAAUUUGGUUUAUGUCCUGCUAAAAAGUAGUCCUUUUGUAUGAGAAAUGAAUUGUGUAGUGUAAUGAAAAUGCUGAAUUGGAAACAAAAAAAGGCAAUUUUGUUAAGAUCUCUUUAUUAUAAGAUUUAUUAUUGUAUUUGAGUACUUAAGAUUGAAUUAAGUUGUGACUAAAGUAUUAUGUUAGUUUAUAAUUUGAUAUUUAUUAAAAACCAGUUGCGGAGUA
Molecule: messenger RNA, 1923 nt
Organism: Trichoplusia ni (cabbage looper)
Lineage: Eukaryota; Metazoa; Arthropoda; Insecta; Lepidoptera; Noctuidae
Gene: mms4
Exons: 11
Coding region: 239-1504 (421 amino acids)
Biological process (GO): replication fork processing; mitotic intra-S DNA damage checkpoint signaling; double-strand break repair
Cellular component (GO): Holliday junction resolvase complex; nucleus
Source: RefSeq, a predicted model, not a curated record